AAAAAAUUAGUUGAAAAAAAACCGUUGAAAAUUAGAUUUUAAAAAAAUGCUUACCAUACUUCUUGUUAUACUAUUUUUAACACUUUUACUAUUAAUGGAGCUCAAAAGACGACAAUUGAGUGUAAUAGUGAAACAUAUUCCAGGUCCAAAAGAGUUACCAAUUUUUGGUAGUCAUUAUGUAUUCAAAAGUGAAGAUAUCACAGAUUUCCAAAAACUUGAUUCUCAGGAUUGUGUAGCUUCAGUUGUAAAAAUAUUUUUGGGACCUAAAUUGCUAUUAGUUGUGAGUGAUCCCGCUGUUUUGCAACAAUUAUUGGGGCAAUGUCAAGAAAAGCCAUAUUUGGUGAAUUUUUUUAAUUUGGAAUUUGGGUUAUUUUCAGCCAAAUAUCCCAUUUGGAAACCUUUACGCAAGGGACUUAGUCCAGCGUUCAGUCAACGAGUUUCUAAUUCGUUUAUACCAAUCUUCGACAAACAUUAUGCAAAUUUGUGCAAAGCUUUUUCUGACAAAUUAGACACUUACGACUUUAAUUUUCACUCGUACGUGCAACGACAAUCUUUUCAUCUAACAUUAGAAACGACGCUAAAUUCAACAUUAACAGACGACUAUAUCGAUCUUCAUUCAUUUGAGGAAGUUGAAGAUAUUAUUGGGCAACGAACGAUGGCAAGUCAUCUUCAUGCUGACUUUAUUUACAAACGAACAAAGAUGUAUAAACGAGAACGUGAGAUCCGAGCUUCUAUUGAAGCUAUGAUAGAUCGCAUAUUGGAAGAUAAGUACUUGAAAAUGAAAGAUGAGGAAUAUUUGACGGAACAGAGUAACUCUCACAUCUUCAUCGAUCAGUUGAUGCAUUUGACGCAAGAUGGAAGAGAAUUAACUCCUCUUGAGAUCCGACAGAAUAUAAUAGCGAUAAUUUUCGCAGGAUAUGAAACAACUGCAGUGACAAUUACUUAUGCGAUUCUCAUGUUAGCGAUGCAUCCAGAGAUCGAAAAGUUGGUAGUUCAAGAAAUUGAUGAGUUCUAUAAGAAAGGAGAUGUCAUAGAUUAUGAUCUCUUGAAGAACUUGAACUAUUUGGAAAUGGUUGUUAAAGAAACUAUGCGACUUUUUCCUUCUGUACCUCUCACAAUUCGCGAAUCUAUUGAAGAUAUGAACUUAGAAGGCGUUGGAAUGAUUCCCAAAGGCGUUACCUUCAUAUGUAGCUUUUAUCGUCUUCAUCGAUGGAAAGACAUUUGGGGUUCAGAUGCCAAUGAAUUCAGACCAGAACGAUUUUCACAGAAGAAAAUGCUAAAAGACAUCCCUUUAGUUUCUUACCUUUUGGUAGUGGCUCGAGAAAUUGUUUGGGCAAUAGAUAUGCUAUGCUAAGUAUCAAAACGGGCCUUCUACAUCUCCUGAGCAACUACAAAUUUAGUACAAAUCUCAAAACCAUGGACGAGAUAAAACUCAAAUUCAGUAUUACCCUCAAGUUGUUGAACACA
This is a messenger RNA of Culicoides brevitarsis, 1467 nucleotides long. RefSeq names its product probable cytochrome P450 313a1. Gene Ontology annotation, molecular function: iron ion binding; monooxygenase activity; heme binding. Bases 47 to 1354 code for a protein of 435 amino acids. NCBI's taxonomy places the organism in Eukaryota, Metazoa, Arthropoda, Insecta, Diptera, Ceratopogonidae. The record is from RefSeq and is a predicted model, not a curated record. The transcript has 4 exons.